Molecule: messenger RNA, 618 nt
Organism: Opisthocomus hoazin
Lineage: Eukaryota; Metazoa; Chordata; Aves; Opisthocomiformes; Opisthocomidae
Source: RefSeq, a predicted model, not a curated record
AUGGUUCCCUUCAGGAUGUUCCCCCAUGCCAUGCUGUUCACCAAGCAGUCUGGGAGACCUUCAGCCACGAUGGCUUAUCUGCGAGCGGUCGACGUGAAGAUCCUGCAGCAGCUGGUGGUGGUGAAUGAUGGCAUCGAGGCAGUGAAGUGGCUGCUGGAGGAGCUGGACACGUUGGCCGAUGACAUGGAUGAGUAUUCCCAAAAUGCCGCUGAAACCGCCACCGCACCCGUGCCGGGCAGAGCCCUGGUGAGGGCGGAGCAGGAUUGGGUCAGGAUGGACCCCGAGAGGGGGCUUGCAAAGCAAGAGAAGGGCAGAGCGGAGCACGAGUGGCCCCACGUGGACCUCUCCCCACCCGGGCUGCCCCAGGAUCACCGGUUUGCUAAGGAGCCCCAGGUGGCCAACGGGUAUUUGGGCCAGCAGCCGCCUUCUCUGGAGCCGGGCAGAGACACCAAAUUACCAUCGGGGACUGGGGAGAGGCUGGGGAAGGGGAACCCGGGUGGGAAGGCUCGGAAAGCCGAGGCUGACCUCGAGAACUGCAAACUGAACAGCAAACUGCACCUGGAGUACGAUGCCCACUGGCGCUGGCUCCAGUCUCAGGACGAUGUGACCUUCUUGUAG